CGGCCACUCCCCAUCAGGCCCGUAGCGGCUGUCACUGCGCAGUGAAAGAUCAGGAGUGAGUUACUGAUGGAUAAACAAGCUCCAAAGCGUAAAGGAGGUGCACAAAAACUUAGGGAUAAAAAAAUGAAAGCACUUGAGGAAGGUUCAGCAAAAUCAAAAAAAAUUACAGACUUUUCGUUUGGUCCUGCAGCUGGUUCUAGUUGUAGUACAACCACCACCGGAGAAGCUGAUGUAACGUUAGCCGACACAGCGGCCAUUCCCAGUGGCAGUGAGUCCAGCAAUGAAACUGACACAGCACAGCGGCAUCUAGAGCCCAGUACCAGCAGUGAUAUGAUGAGUGUCCUACCAGAGGAUGAACAUCUGGGAGAAGGAGAGCAAAGACCCAAGACACAGACGUCUCGCCCCGAUUGGAGAGACACGCUGGUGGUCCAAAGACGUUGCUGUGACUAAGGUAUUUGGCUCUUUUGGAAAGCCAGAUAAUGCCCUGUAUGUUGAUGUCCUUCAUACCCUCUCCGCCAUUCAACAUGGACAGACCAUCAACGCCACUGCACGGGUCAAUGCACGUGGAUACAUCACCCAGCUUCUGAGGUAUGAAACAAUACUUACAGCUCAGAUCUUCCUGAGAAUUUUCCAGGUCACCUCACCAGUCUCAAAAUACCUUCAGAAAAGUGGAAUGGACAUCCUGACAGCUCAUCGGAUGAUUGUGGCUGCAGAAACACAGCUGAAAGAUAUGACCAGAGACUUCGAGAAAGUCAAGACGGCGGCCGCCACAUUCGUCCAGUGGGCCAACAAUCAAACAGAGGAGCAGAGUGAGGAGACUGAGCUGGAGGUUGAGGCCGCUCUGCCACAGAAACGGGGUAGAAAGAAGAAAACCAUGCCUGGAGAGAUGUCCAAGGAUGAGGCUGUGACUGAUGCUGAAACAUCAUACAAGAUUGAUGUCCAUAAUCAAAUCAUGGACACAGUCACAGGAAGCAUGCACCAGCGCUUCCUCAAAAAUGGCACUUUGUAUGCUGAUUUGGCACUUCUGGACCCAAAAAGAUUCAGCCAGGUAACAUCUUAUGCCGGUGGUUUCCCAGAGGCAGCACUCCAAGAAUUAAGCAAGUGCUUGCUGCCAUUUGAUGACAGAGCAACGGUGGCCAAAUUACAGAGUGAGCUCAUCAGUCUGGCAGGACAGUGGAAUAGGUUGAAGACAUCUGUAUUUGAGGAAUACACAACCAAGACAACAGAGGCUGGGCCAGAGGAUGCUGAAUAUGAAGCGGAGAUGGUAUAUAAAAAGUGCUCAUCUUGCAAGGACUGCCCAUUGUGUUGCUACCGUAUCCUUAAGCAGUACAACCUCCUGACAGAUGCAUACCACAUCAUUGGCCUUGCAUACAGGUUCCUGCUUACCCUGUCUGUCACACAGGUAGCAUGCGAGCGAAGCUUUUCAACACUAAAAUUCAUCAAAAACAGGCUCAGGAGCUCGCUCUCUCAACAGAACCUGGAGUCCUUUAUGCUCAUGGCUACUCAACCAGAUGUUUUGAAGAUGCUGGAUAGUGACCAAAUUAUAGAUGGUGUUGCAGAGAAAAGUGAGCUGCUGCAGAAACUACUAAUUCAGUGAGGUAAUAAUACAUUUACAUUUAUUACUAUGUGACUUCCCAAUCUUGACACUAAUAAAUUAGUGAUUAUUGCAGACUAUUAAACAACAUUAAAAACAUGACAUUUGUUCUAAUGAAGGCUUCAGGUGGAUGUCAGUAUCUCUUCGAUAAUGUGUACAUAACAUGCAUAUAUGUUUUGUCUCUCACCCAUAGGCCACCCUAUUUUUUCCAGAGGGGACUGACUUCUACAACCUUGCUCCCAAUGUGAAAAUCAACCACUUCAACCCAGCCUCCUCCUUUUAAAAGCAACACAUGGAUGAGCUCACUUAUAGACCCAAAAGGGUAGAGAGGGAAGUAUUGACAGGGCUUAUUGUUUAUAAGUAUGUUGCCCUGCCCUCUAGUGUUUUUUGUUGUUGUGUAUGUGUAUACAGUAUUGUAGCGAGCCCUGGGUUCAGAGGGAG
This is a messenger RNA of Gymnodraco acuticeps, 2035 nucleotides long. RefSeq lists its product as uncharacterized. Bases 353 to 1597 code for a protein of 414 amino acids. NCBI's taxonomy places the organism in Eukaryota, Metazoa, Chordata, Actinopteri, Perciformes, Bathydraconidae. The record is from RefSeq and is a predicted model, not a curated record. Gene Ontology annotation, molecular function: protein dimerization activity. The transcript has 2 exons.